Girardinichthys multiradiatus is the source of this 3975-nucleotide messenger RNA. Its product is annotated as CTD small phosphatase-like protein. Lineage: Eukaryota; Metazoa; Chordata; Actinopteri; Cyprinodontiformes; Goodeidae. The record is from RefSeq and is a predicted model, not a curated record. Bases 554 to 1378 code for a protein of 274 amino acids. The transcript has 8 exons. Gene Ontology annotation, molecular function: RNA polymerase II CTD heptapeptide repeat phosphatase activity.
AACGCCCCCGCUUCAGAUGGAAGUCGUAAUACGUAAAGCCUCCAUGUUGCACAGGGAAUGUCGGGCCACCAGAUGUGAAAGGUUGCUUAAAAAGUGCAUCCCUCUUUAGACGCCGAGCAACUUGUAAUUAAUGCUUAUUUUUUGGACCGCAGCAAUUCCCCGAACGGGCUUCCGAGUGUUUUCAGCGCUGCUCCAGACACGGCCUCGCAUUGGAUAAUCGAAGCUAACUGGCUAACCCAAGCUGCUUGCCGACUUAACUUAAGUUUGCAGUUUAAGGUCGGGUUUUAUUUUUUGGGACAGCUGCUGAUAAGCACUUGCUUAAAACGAUAUAUAUUUUUAGACAGUCAUAGAUGACAGCCUCCAGUCAGCACCGCGCUAGCUGGCUGGCUCCCACCUCUGCCACAACGCUUCGCCUCAGACAGUUUCCUGGCUUUGUGGCCAAGCUGCUCGCCUUCAGCGUAAACUGCUAGCUUAGUGGAGCUAGCAAACGAAGCAAGCGCGUUAUCACGAAUAACAUUGUUGCAACACGAAACAGGAAUAAACACCCGCCUCAAUGGACCACAUGUCCAUCAUAACUCAAGUUUCCAACCCGAAGGAGGAGGAAAUAAUAUCUUUUAACCAAGAAAAAGCAUCCCAGUCAAACAGCAGCCUGAAGAAGCAGAGGAGUCGAAGCAUAUUCAGCACAUUCUUUUGUUGCUUUCGCAACUACAAUGUGGAGCCACCAGCCACCAACAGCAGCUCCCUGCCUCCACCCGUUGAGGAGAACGGAUCGCCUCCCAAGUGUGACCAGGUCCAGGUCAGCCCUGUCCCUACUCCGCCAGCCAAAUACCUCCUACCAGAGAUGAAAAUAUCUGACGAUGGUAAAAAGUGUGUGGUGAUAGACUUGGAUGAAACUCUGGUGCACAGCUCAUUUAAGCCCAUCAGUAACGCUGAUUUUAUUGUACCGGUGGAGAUCGAUGGUACCGUUCAUCAGGUGUAUGUGCUGAAAAGGCCCCAUGUGGAUGAGUUUCUUCAGAAGAUGGGAGAGUUGUUUGAAUGUGUGCUCUUCACAGCCAGUCUUGCCAAGUAUGCGGACCCUGUGGCAGACCUGCUGGACCAGUGGGGUGUUUUCCGUGCGCGGCUCUUCAGAGAAUCCUGCGUGUUUCACAGAGGGAACUACGUUAAAGACCUCAGCCGACUGGGGCGAGACCUCAACAAUGUUAUUAUUGUUGACAAUUCACCUGCCUCUUAUAUUUUCCAUCCAGAAAAUGCUGUCCCAGUUCAAUCCUGGUUUGACGAUAUGAAUGACACAGAACUCCUGGACCUGCUGCCUUUUUUUGAGGGACUCAGCAAAGAAGACGAAGUUUACGGAGUCCUGCAAAAUCUCAGAAGCAGGUAGCAGGACACGCCGCAGCUCAGCCUGUGCUCUCCAGGCUCCUCUCUGUCGAUCUCUGUCCCUCUCUGCAGCCCAUCAUCUCCAGCCUCUGGACGAUGACUCCAGGGGAUAGGCUCACUGUGGAAACCUCUGUGUAACCAUGUCUUUGGGUCCCCUCCUCCUGGUGGCUGGCUGCCUUCUGAGUGCCAUCAGAAAAACAAAAAAACCCUUAUUAUCCCAGGAUUACUGUGUCUCACAGAAACCACACCAGAAAGUGUACAGAGCAUCCUUAGUUAACAGGGACAAAAUACUAAGAGGAAUGAACUCUGCUUUUUAUUUUCAAAUCGGCAAACUUUUACUGUUCAGUAAAGUGCUAAUUUUUAAACCAAAAGCAAAAGGCAAAAAAAAAGAAAGAAAAUCAACUUUCCAUCUUAAGCUCCUUUUGUGGUACCACACAAAAGCCCGGAAACUAUUUUGUCCUCAUAUUGUUGCUAUGCAGGCAGUUUCUGGUUGUAGAAAGGACUGUGACUCUUUUCUUACUAAAUGAAGUGCCUUGUGUGACUGUUGUUUAUAUGGGAAGCUCUUUUCUACAUGGCAUAUUUCCAGAGUACUUCACAGAAAUGCUUUAAAGUGGACACAAAAGUAUCUCUAUCUGAACUUUUACUUCCUGUUUUUUGAUCAUCAGCCGUUGGGUAUUUGUCCCAUAGUACUUUUCUGUUUGUUUUCCUGUGUGCUUGUGCCAUUAUAUAGGUGUGACUUUGUUUCUUUCAGCUUUCAUUUUUUGUAGAGCUAGUUGUUAUGUUUUAGGCAAACGAGUGCGCUUGCAGCUAUGAAUAUCAAGCCCCACCUGCAAGUUUUUUUCUUAUUUUUGAUCUGAAAGCUCAGAUAAAACUGUGCCAUUCAUUCAUUUCUCUUUCAUUAUUUCCCAUGUUGCUUUUUAUUAUUUGCCAAAUGAGGAAAUACUUUAAAAGGCUUCAUAUCUGCCAGAAUUUGAGUUAAGUCUGUUAAACCAUAACUAAAUAUAGCAUUAUAGUUUUUUUGUGAUGAGAUGAUCUGUUCUGUCAUGAUUAUUGGAUGGCUAGCUCUUCAUGUGUGCUUGUUUUUGAAAGGGUCUGGGGUUUUUGCAGCUAAAUGGUCAAGUCCCAUGUUUUAUUUUCACUGUUCUCCUGACUCGAGUAUCUUUAGGAGUUUGGUGUUAAAAUCACACGAUUCUGAUUUCUGUGCGUUCAUGGCCUGCCCUUAUCCAGCCUUGGUGAAAAACCAAUGAAGACCAUAUUUGAUGUUUAUCCUCCCAGACUUUUUCUUUUUUAAAGAAACUCUUCUUCACCUCAGUGCCUAUGUUUGAGAGGAGCCCAGCAAAACCGAAUGCUGCAACAUUAGCUACCAUGGCAAUAACUUUUUUUUUUUUUUCGUCCUGCUUCAUUUUGUGUUUCUAAGAGCACUUGACAAAUCUAGGCAGUAGAAGUUUAACUGCAACUCUGAUUCGUGUUUUCAGAUUUGAUAAAAGACAACUUUUUUUUUUUUUUUUUAUAAAAAAAGAAAACAGCAUUUUUAUCAGAUUUCAAGCGCUGAAACAGUUUGAAUGUUGCAAGGAUUGAUUCCAGUGAACAAGUCAACUUUUGUCGCCAUGUUUACCAGCUUUCGUUGAGGUAGAACGUGAAAAGGAUGCCUUCCAAGCCCACAGUGGGGUCCUCAGUCCUGGCCCAUCUAGCAGUAAGGGUCCAUCUGUAAAUGAAACGCUACCAGGGCACUGAAACUGAAAAGGGACUGUGAAGAACCUCUUUGGCAUUGAUGCCUUAAUGCUUUUGGAGACACGAAAGCAAUUCUUCCUCCUCGAUUUCAAAUGUUACAUUUACAAGGCUGCUGUUGCAUCUGUGGUGUUUUAUUAGGGUGUGGAAAAGGCUGAGCUACAUAUGUGGAUCACAUGUGGUUCAGCUGAGUCCCCAACAAAACUGUUUGGGCUCUGUUUCUUGGUUUAAUGGAUCAUGGUAUUUUAUGAGAAGGCUACACUACUUCACAAGUUCCUAUUUGUUUGUAUUUUAAAGGUCACUGCUCUUUCAGGAAAAAGGAAAACCUGAUCAUCUGAUCUUUCUGUGUUCUGCAUUUGUGUUGGUAGCGAGCGUUCAGGUCGUGAUGAUUUCAAUGCGAUGCUCUUUUUAUAUGAAGCAUUGCUUCUACUCCUCUCCACCUCUCACUGAUUAUUUAUCUAAAAAUGUUUCAUUGUAAUAUUUUUCUACCUACAUCUUGUCAGUAUUUGGUAUAAAAAUAACAUAUAACCCAUCUUUUUUUAGUUAUUUGUUCAUUUUUUUCUCUUUCAGAUUUGUUAUGUCCUUUUCUUUAGCCUUUUGGCCCCCCCCAGGGGAUGAAUUUCUGUGUCUGUUUCCUUACACUUUUUCCACCAUGUAUCAUUUCACUUAUAAUCACAAUGGUCAGUUUGUAUUAACACCAAAGUUCUAAAACUCUUGAUUUUAAGUCACAGUGGUUUUGUUGGAUCAGGAUGUUCACUUGUUUUUUGUUCUUUAAGAAACACGCUGGUUUUUGUUGACAUUGAGUUUUGGCAGUAUUUGUCAUUCUGAGCAUCAUUUCUUUUUUUUUCCUUAAUAAAGGCUUCAUUGAAACUA